Prinia subflava (tawny-flanked prinia) is the source of this 6429-nucleotide messenger RNA. It is a transcript of the gene NR2C2, whose product is annotated as nuclear receptor subfamily 2 group C member 2. Gene Ontology annotation, molecular function: RNA polymerase II cis-regulatory region sequence-specific DNA binding; nuclear receptor activity; zinc ion binding. The coding region runs from base 1913 to 3784 and encodes 623 amino acids. The transcript is spliced from 16 exons. Lineage: Eukaryota; Metazoa; Chordata; Aves; Passeriformes; Cisticolidae. Gene Ontology annotation, biological process: anatomical structure development; positive regulation of transcription by RNA polymerase II; cell differentiation. The record is from RefSeq and is a predicted model, not a curated record.
CAUGUAACUAUUCAGUCAACAGCACCACUUGUUUAUGUGAUUGUUGCAUCCAACUGUUAUUUGUUCCAUAUGUUUUCUUUCAGGCAUUAUCACCUCUUCCGGUUUCACCAUCCAACUGCUCCUUAAAUUAGCUUCUGUAAAAAUUACUAGAUUCAAUGGAAACCUACUAGAAGCAUUAAGAACAUUUCGACAAGAGUAUGUUAAGAAAUAGCCAGUUAUGACAGGGGGUGAAGAUCUGAUAGCCUGUGAGAAGACAAGCACUGAAAGAUGGUGAACUCUUACAACUACCUCAGCUGCACUCAAACCUAUUUCGUGCCUACCAUUUUGUGUUAGGAGGCACAACAUGCUUUGCCGUAAGAGCCCUAAUCAAUUAUAUUGACUUUAUAAAAUUAAAUAAAAACUCAACAGUCUAGCGGCGGCGCUUGUGAGAGCCUGCCCAACUGUAAGCCCACCUUUGACUGCAUCUUCAGAGAGAACCAAGGUACACCUGGAACAUCAAUACCACCGGCGCACUGGACCAGCCACCGCCAACCCACUGCCUCGGGCUUCCGGCUCCUGAGGAGCCUCCAGGGCGAGAGGGACAAAGGCGGUGAACGUACCUUCCCCUCUCUGCCCCAGAAGCCAGGUUCCUCCCCGGCACUUCCCCGGGCCGGCCCGGCCGGAGCGGUGCGGGGCUCGGGAGGCCCAGGUAGCCCCUCCCCGCCGCCGGCCCCGCCCCGCGGGGGAUGGAGGGGCCGCGGCCGGGCGGGCGCUGGAAGAGGAAGCGGGGACGCGUUCCCGGGCGGCGGCGCUGGGGUCACGAACUCUGACCUGUCACAGGGCACGGCACACACAACAAAACACCCCCGACCCCAACACAGCCCCGGCCCCCUCCCCUCCGCGGGCCCGACAGCCCCUUGCCGCCCCCGCGGGGGGAGGGAGGGCCGCUGCUGGGCACCGGCCUGCCCGGGCCCGGUCGGGUCACCGCCACCGCACCUUUGGCGCCCAUUCCUGAGCUCCUGGAGAGAGAGAGAGGAAACGACCAUUGUGGAGUGCUGGGUCGAUCGGCGGGGCAGUCCCUUGCCGGAGCCGCUGGUUGCAGCGUGGGCCGGCUGAGGUCGGAGCUGGUCCGGUCGCGGUGAGCAAAGUCUGCUGUCCAAGGGGUGUAGGGCGAUGGUCGCGGCGAUGACGAGCGCGGGACACACAGAGAGACAGAAGAUGGAGUCUGAGCGGGCGGAGGCGGUGGCUUAAACCCGACCCUUUUACCUUUGCCACCGGGAGGGCGGAGGGGAGGGGGCGGCGGGUACUUUGCAUACGGGGCUGAGACCGCCGCCAUCUUACCGGCCGCUUCCUCCCUGGCAUGCCUAGGCCUCCUCUAGGCGGACACAAGCGUAUACCGGAGGAGAGGGGAAGGGGCCUAAUGGCGGCGGCAGCAGCCCCGCCUGGGCUCUGGCGGGCGGCCAGCGCCGCCAUCUUGUGCGCAGUGAAUCCCCGGGGGGCUCUAUCCCCGCUGGAGGGGCGGCACUGCCACCAUUACAAGCGGGUGGCUCGGCCAAUGGGCGUUCUGCGGGGGAGCUCUGCGCCUGUCGUGAGGUCAUUGCUCGGGCCUGGGGGCGGCCCGAGGGCGUGGCUCGGCGGCGCGCGGGGCGGGAGCUACCGAAGAACCUUCGGCAGCGGACGGGGCGCGGCGCAGCCAAUGAGAGCGGGCGGCGCGCGCCGUGCAGCCAAUCGGGGAGCGGCAGGUCCGGGGCGGCCUGGCCGGGAUGGGAGCGCUGCCUGCGGUGCUCGUCGGCGGUGUCGGGCUGAGGGCUGUGUUCCUGCCCCCCGGACAAUGUACCGGAGACAAUGCACGUCCCGCCGGUGGCAACGUGCUGGAGACCGCUCGGUGUAGCCGAGUCGAGCUCACAGCGUUCUCUAAUGGUCUUGUUUCACCAUGGCAACCAGUAUGGAGGUGCUGGCUCAGCAGGUGGCUGAGGGCCCGACUGUUCAGACUUCGCUAUCUGAAUCUCCAGUGAUGACCAGCCCUUCCCAGCGCAUCCAGAUAAUUUCCACAGACUCCUCUGUAGCUUCACCACAACGCAUUCAGAUUGUGACAGAUCAGCAAACAGGUCAGAAAAUUCAAAUAGUGACAGCAGUGGAUUCAGCUGUGUCUCCAAAGCAACAGUUCAUUUUAGCUAGUCCAGAUGGAACUGGUGCAGGAAAGGUGAUCUUGGCAGCACCUGAGACAUCUAAUGCCAAGCAGCUUAUCUUUACCACCACAGACAACAUUGUGCCAGGCAGAAUUCAGAUAGUGACAGACUCUGCUUCAGUGGAACGUCUGCUAGGAAAAACUGAUGUUCAGCGGCCCCAGGUAGUAGAAUAUUGUGUAGUCUGUGGUGAUAAAGCAUCAGGUCGUCACUAUGGUGCUGUCAGUUGUGAGGGAUGCAAAGGUUUCUUUAAAAGGAGUGUACGGAAGAAUUUGACCUACAGCUGUCGUAGCAACCAGGACUGUAUCAUCAAUAAACACCAUCGGAAUCGAUGCCAGUUUUGUAGGCUUAAGAAAUGUCUAGAGAUGGGCAUGAAAAUGGAAUCAGUUCAAAGUGAAAGAAAGCCUUUUGAUGUACAGCGUGAAAAACCAACCAACUGUGCAGCUUCUACUGAAAAAAUCUAUAUAAGAAAAGAUCUUCGAAGCCCUCUAAUAGCAACUCCAACAUUUGUGGCAGAUAAAGAUGGGACACGGUCAGCUGGUCUUCUUGAUCCAGGAAUGCUGGUGAAUAUUCAGCAGCCUUUGAUCAGGGAUGACGGUACAGUCCUCCUAGCUGCUGAUUCCAAGGCUGAAACAAGCCAGGGUGCCUUAGGAACACUAGCAAAUGUUGUAACAUCUCUUGCUAAUCUCAGUGAGUCGCUAAAUAAUGGAGAUACUUCUGAAGUUCAACAAGAAGAGCAAUCUGCAAGUGAGAUCACACGGGCAUUUGAUACUUUGGCUAAAGCACUUAAUACCACAGAUGGUACAACACCUCAUAACUUGGCAGAUGGGAUGGAUCCUACAGGAGGAGGAAAUAUUCAUGUAAUCAGUAGAGAUCAGUCAACACCAAUUAUUGAAGUGGAAGGACCCCUACUUACAGAUACACAUGUAACAUUUAAGCUGACAAUGCCCAGUCCGAUGCCAGAGUACCUUAAUGUACACUACAUCUGUGAGUCAGCAUCACGACUCCUUUUCCUCUCUAUGCACUGGGCUAGGUCCAUACCUGCAUUUCAAGCUCUUGGGCAGGACUGUAAUACCAGCCUUGUGCGUGCCUGCUGGAACGAACUGUUUACCUUAGGCCUGGCACAGUGCGCACAGGUGAUGAGUCUGUCCACUAUCCUCGGAGCGAUUGUGAACCACCUCCAGAACAGCAUACAAGAAGAUAAACUUUCUGGGGACAGAAUAAAGCAAGUCAUGGAACACAUCUGGAAACUUCAGGAGUUCUGUAACAGCAUGGCCAAGCUUGAUAUUGAUGGAUAUGAAUAUGCAUACCUUAAAGCUAUAGUCCUUUUUAGCCCUGAUCACCCUGGUCUGACCAGUUCAACCCAAAUAGAAAAAUUCCAGGAGAAGGCACAGAUGGAAUUGCAGGACUAUGUACAAAAAACCUAUCCAGAAGAUACUUAUAGGCUAGCCCGGAUCCUGGUUCGCCUGCCAGCACUCAGGCUGAUGAGCUCUAGCAUCACCGAGGAACUGUUUUUCACAGGUCUCAUUGGAAAUGUUCCCAUUGACAGCAUAAUCCCCUACAUUCUCAAAAUGGAAACAGCAGAAUAUAAUGGUCAAAUAACUGGCACGUCUGCAUAGAGGGAGCAACAUCAUUUGAGGGAUUGAAGUAAUUUUCACAAACCCCAUAUAAUUAGGAAGUUAAAAGAGUAAUGUUUCGGUAUGUUCAGAUAAUUCCAACUUCUCCGUUUCCUGACAGAUUUCUCCUUGUCUUUUUCUGAUGCUGACAAAAUUUAAAGCAGCUAUUGAAAGACCUGCUAUAGGACUGUUCCUACCACAAGGAAUAUUUUGAUGCCUUUCAUUUAAAAGGCCAUAGAUUACUGAAUAUACUUUUCACAUGCUUUGUAUUUAGAAACUAUCAGUGGUUAAAGAGUUUUAUAAUAUCAGAGUAGUAAUAAAAUUACUCUAAAAGUAAAAAACCCCAGUAUGUAUAUAUUUAAAAAUAUCCUUGGAAUGAAUGUCUAGCAAAUGCCAGGGUAUAAUACUAGCACUUUGUACUCACUUCUUGUCAGAGCAACAGCACCAUCAACAUCCUGCUUAUGAGUAUGGAAAAUGAAAAAAAUGCAUAUAUCCUUAGUCAAAAUGCUAGUGAUUUUUGUAAAAAUGUAGAAUGCUAAAGGAGACAAUCAUUUAAUCUACAAAAAGUCACUUGCUGUUUUGUUAUGCAUGAAAUAUUAAUGUGGAUUCUUAAAUCAGAUAUCCACGUUAUAUGAAACUAUAUCUGUUAAAUUAGUGUAGUUGUAAUACACAGUACAGUGCAGUCAUAGUGACUAUUAUGUGCUACAGCAAUUCCCCACACUAGAGAAAAAAAGUGUUUGCCACAAUAAUGAUUAAAUAUGCAGGUUCCUUAAAGUGUCUAUUCAGACAAACACAAUGAUGACAAAUGUUAUUCUAAGAAGAAGCCUUUUGACUUUGGGGAAAAUCAGUCAUUAACUGGAAGAGCAGUAAUUUUCAAAUAGAGCCAUGUGAUGCUCUUUGAGUAUGCUCUUUGUAUGCUCCAAAUUGACUCCUCCUCUGUGUACUCUGAACACCCUCAUGAUGUAGCCACAGGGUACAAUUUAAGACCUGAAAUGUAUAGAACCUCUGGUUUGUAGCAAGAGUUUAUUACAAAGCUCUCUCACUUUAUUUCUCCCUCCCUCCCUGAGCACUCCCAGUUUUGCAGGGUUCUCAACUUUCCUGUCACUCAGUUUGAAACCAGAAUAUAGUUGAGAUUUACUCUCACUCGUGUAUAAUUGAAGUUGAUGACUGAUACACCAUGGAGAUAUAAAAUGAACUACUUUUUAAUUAUCUCCAGUGAUGAGCCAUCAAAAUGUUUGCUAGUAGUACUGGCCAUUACCUGCUAGCAUAGGUUUCAUUUUAGUAUAAUUUAUUAUUAUGGCUGUUCAGUAUUUUAAAAUCAAAGAUUUUUUUUAAAAGUCAUAGCAAUUAAAACUUUCAUCUGAUCCUAGCUCAUUAGAUGCAUUAAUUAUUUUAAUUAUUUUUGUGUUAGAGGCAUUCUUACUUCUGUAGUUUAAUGUGACAAAACUUACCUAAUGAUCAGUUUAGCACUUUGGUUUUUCUUCUGUUACUGAUAUUUAUUUAGAAACAUCAACUAGGUUGGUGUUUGUGACUUUUCAGAGUCUGAAUUUUAGCCAAAAGAUCUUAAGCAACUUUGGAUGAGGCUUCUAAAGUAACAAAAAGACCUUGUAUACUUCAUGCUUGUUAGGAGGCUGAUAUUUGUAGCACUUACUGUGAAACAAAACACUAUUUAAGUUUAGCUUCUGGAUGCAUUAGUCUUCUACAGUUACUGUUUUAGCACAUUCAAAUCUUCUUUUCUCAGAAGGGUAUUACAGAGUUGAGUACCCAUGCAGAGAUUUGUAAUACUGCACUUUUAUGUCUCUCAGCUUCUGCUGUAGCAAAUGAAAUUGUAUUGUUCAUGUGAUGGAAGGUCUGCUCUCUACAGGUGAAGUCAGCUGGACUUCAGCUUUUAGUCCCAACCAUUUGAUUGGUGUGUAACAGCUGUGGGAUUGUGUCAGCACUUCUGCUGCACAGUCCUUAUGUUAAGGUAUACAACUUAAAAACCAAUGAUGAUAGGAACAUCAGAAACAGUAGCUACCUUGGAAAGAAUAGUAGCUGCUUUUGUUAAAAUUUUACUGGGUUAUGUCAUUGUUCUGAAAGCAGAAUACAUUUAACUAUUGUGAUUUUUUUUUUUUUUAGCCAAAAGGAUUAUGGAACUUAAUUUGCUUUCAGUAUUUCAUAAAAAUCAUUUAGGCAGAUAAGAAAGCAUUUUAGUGGUAAAUGAAAUAUUCCUCAGCACAAAAACUAGCCAUUGGAAUAUUUGGUUUUAAAUCUCAAUACACACCAGCUAGCUUUUUCUUGACAAACAUCAUUUCAGCUUCCAGUUUUUCAAGUAAAACUGCCGCAUUUUCUGUGUGAAAGUUUGUUUGUAAUUUUUAUUACUUGUGAUCAUAACAAUUCAGGAAAUAAGGUAAAGGCAUUAUAGUUUUUUGGGAACAAAAGGAUCAUAUGAAAUAAAAUGUAAAUGUACGCCUUGCAGUACAUAUGUAAAUUGAAACAAUAAAUAUCAUGCAGCUCUGUUUACAAACAAACGACACUCCCCACAAAUGCAAGGCCACAUAAUGAUAUCCUUGCUCAAACCCUGGUAGUUUCUUACUCUGCAAAUAGUUAUUAAAUGGCUUAUUAGGGAAAAAAUAACAGUUUAUUAAAAUUGAGCAACAACCAUGCAA